GGGUGGGCAGGGCUGUGGUGGGAUUAAGCACAAGGAGCCCUCAGAGCCCAGAUAAACUGCAGCCACUUCAGACUUGGGGACCAGGGAAGACAUCCCAGGGUGAGUGCCCUCUUAAGCAGAGGCCCAAGAAGGAGUUAGCCAGGUGAGGACUGUGGGGCAGAGGGCGGCAGGGCAUAUUCCAGGCAGACGGAGCUGCACAGGUGGAGGCCCAGAGGUGAAAGAGAGGACGGCUGCUUCUGCAAUCGAAAGCAGUAAAGAAAAGGAGGAUUUGGGACUAACGGGCCCUCCCAGUGGACAUGCUGGCUGAGGCCCUAAACAGGCCCAUGCGUGUUUCCUAAUCCACAGCACCUCCAGAGAAGGCCUCACAGGUCCCCACGGUAGUCAGUAAACCCAUGGCCCUAAGGCCAGGCACCGUGGAUGGGCACUCCCCGCCCUGGCUAGGCCAGACUCGGCCCCAGCUACAGAAGCACGCAUGUGCCCGUGGUGUGCGCCUGGGGCAUGUCUGGCUGGGUCCCUUCUUCCUCCCCUCAGCGGACCCAUGGCCUGCCCCACAGGGAGUGGUCUCAAGGCCAGGACCCCCGUCAGCAGCACCCUGGUUUGGGAGAGGACGAGAGAGCUGGUGGGGAGCAGAGACGGGGGCUUGGGCCUGUCUCACUGAAGACACUUUUCAAAAUGUUACUCCUAACUCGGCCACCAUGAGCCCAAGGACAAGAGAAGACCCAGCCGUCCUGCCCAGCCCCACAUCAGAGACAGUGCUCACUGUGGCCGCAUUUGGUGUCAUCAGCUUCAUUGCCAUCCUGGUGGUCGUGGUGAUCGUCCUAGUCAGUGUGGUCAGUCUAAGGUUUAAGUGUCGGAAGAACAAGGAGUCUGAAGAUCCCCAGAAACCUGGGAGUUCAGGGGUAUCUGAAAGCUGCUCCACAGCCAAUGGAGAGAAAGACAGCAUCACUCUCAUCUCCAUGAAGAAUAUCAACAUGAACAACAGCAAAGGAUGCCCCACAGCAGAGAAGGUUCUUUAAAAGCAACCUUGGUUCCUCAUGGGUCUGAGGAUGAUGCAGCUGCCCUGUGACUAUAAGGAGGAACUGGAUGGCAUUGGUAGAAGCAAUGAACCACAUAUAAAUUAUUUAUACUGUUUCACAUCUACUCCCAGAUCUAAAGGAUAUGAGCCUUCCUCCAGAUCUGGGAGCAGGCUACCAGUCUGACAGACUCUUUCCACGACCUGCUCUUCCCACCUUCUCAAGAUCACAGGAAGGAGGAAUCUAUAGAGCAAAAGCAAGGAAAGUGACAGAGUGGAUUGGUCCUUUCUACUUGGCAUUAAAAUUAUUUUCUGG
Manis pentadactyla (Chinese pangolin) is the source of this 1328-nucleotide messenger RNA. It is a transcript of the gene ECSCR, whose product is annotated as endothelial cell surface expressed chemotaxis and apoptosis regulator. Gene Ontology annotation, biological process: negative regulation of angiogenesis; positive regulation of endothelial cell apoptotic process; positive regulation of proteasomal protein catabolic process. The transcript has 6 exons. The coding region runs from base 393 to 1016 and encodes 207 amino acids. Gene Ontology annotation, cellular component: cytosol; plasma membrane. The record is from RefSeq and is a predicted model, not a curated record. Lineage: Eukaryota; Metazoa; Chordata; Mammalia; Pholidota; Manidae.